Messenger RNA from Paramuricea clavata, 558 nucleotides. The record is from the annotation of a GenBank genome assembly. Lineage: Eukaryota; Metazoa; Cnidaria; Anthozoa; Malacalcyonacea; Plexauridae.
AUGGCAGAAAUUACUCCUAUCUUGAAGGAAGGUGAUCACGAGCAGGCUAAUAACAAUAGACCGAUUUCGCUUUUACCAAUGGCAAUGUUGUCUAAAGUAUGUGAAAAAGUGGUUUUAAACCAAGUUGUACCAUAUUUAGAUUUAAAUAAACGUUUAUCCACCGAGCAAAGUGGCAAUAAAAAGCAUCAUUCGACAGAAACAUCAUUGAUAGAAACUACUGACACCAUCUUAAAUGCGAUCGACAAAAAGAAAGUUACUGCUGUGGUCCUGUUAGACAUGAGCAAAGCAUUCGACAGUUUAGACCAUAAAAUCCUUAUGCUAAAAUUGCACGAUGUCGGAAUGUCGCCUGCCGCCCUAAGCUGGUUUUCAAGCUAUCUGUCGAACAGACAACAAGCAGUUCGUAUAAACUCUGCGCUCUCCGGAAAAUUAACAGUGCACAGCGGAGUUCCACAAGGAAGUAUCCUCGGACCCGUUCUUUUUAAUAUAUAUGUCAAUGACCUACCCGCAGUCCCCCAACACUGCUCAUCCAAGAUAUAUGUUGACGAUAAUAAACUAUAA